AUGAGUCCUUCGACCUCGGACACCCUUUUAUCAGACCAACAACAAGCAAUCACAAUCAAAUGCAGCAACGAUUCCUCCCGAGUCAAGGUGGACUUUAUUCGACGCAUUCCUACCGAGCUAUUAUGCACGGUGCUUAGUCAUCUCGAUCCCAACCAUCUUGUCACCGAAUGUCUAUUGGUAUCCCAACUAUGGCGUGAACGCUUGUUGCAUUGUCCAAAAGUAUGGUCGCAAAUCAGAGUGGAUCGUAUGGAGUUCAGUCCUCGUGCUCUCUUGUUGGUGGGCAAGUACAUCCAGCUCCUAAAAGUGCAUCAUUGUGGUGGUCGUUGGUUUACUAUGCUGUUUGAAUACAUGAUUGCUGGUGCAUUCCCCAAGCUACGCACACUGAAACUCUCGCCAAUGGGACGAUAUCACAUUGAUCAAAGGGUCACCGAAGAAGGCUUGCGACAUUUACAAGGAUCGUUAAAGACGCUAUGUAUUGAAUGCCCGGCAGGCACCCUCCUCAAUUUGCAAUCCAUCUUUACAAGUUGUCCUCAGCUCAUUACGCUUGACUUUUGGCAUACAGCUGGUCUUGGUAUCUAUGAUCCAUUGCCAUACAUGGCAUCAUUAACAACAUUGACAGUCGUGCAAAGAACAACCGUUUUAUCCGAGGAACCACUUCAACGGAUCGUGGAUGCUUGUCCUAAUCUUCAACGUCUCAGCUUACGACUAUGCGAACCAUCCCAAAUGGCUUUUCUUGUACGCAGCUUGCCCAAGCUUGAGAUUCUCUAUUUCAACAAUUAUGGCGCAUCAGCAUUUGCAAAGGAUCCAAUCACUACCGAUAACCAGCCAACAACCAUUCAAGACCAGCAACCUGUUGGGUUACAGCACCUUGUAGCUGAUGCCAUGCACAUUCCUGAUCUUAUCGAGGUGUUACAGACGCAUUGCAGCACAUUAGAGACACUCGUUCUUGACAUGACAGGAUCAACAGGCAAUGAGUGGAGCCAAAUUGAACGACUAUUGGAACGUCCUUUGAAUAUGAUAAAGUUACACACAUUGGAAUACGACGCACAGUAUAUGGAUCAUGGGGAAAAUGUUCUUGAAUGGCUGCUGGCCGGCUGUACAGCUCUUGAAAAGGUCCAAAUAUCACGUGUCUAUGAUACCACCAAUGAUGACGACGAUGAUGAAACCCACCAUAGCCAUCAAAACACCAUUCUUUUCCAGCAUCUUUCUCGCAUGUCACGACUCAAGUAUCUUUCGCUGCAAGACAUUGAUAAUGUGGAUGGAUUGGAAGAAUACGCACGACAUUUGGGGAGUCUUGGAUCAGCGUGUCCACUUGAAAGCCUUAUGCUUCAUGAAUGCAUGUUGACUGACAGGCAUCUCAACGUGCUUGGCAAGAUACGAACGCUCAAAAACAUCAACAUUUUGUAUCCUGACGAUUGCAUUUCAACCACAGCAUUGAAUCGAUUCUUCUCAAGACAUCACCAUGGCUCAUCCGUGCUGGCACGAGUAAAGCUAUUUGCCGUCAAUUGUGCGACUCGAGACACGCUGGCUGCGAUCGGCAAGAUGCCUGCACUAGAAUCGUUACUCUUGUACUUUCAUGGAGGAUCGAGGAUAUCCAAGCAAGAUGCUGUAGAGUUUGCUGAGCAACAUCCACACGUUAAUCUUAAAUGUUUUGGAAGGCAUUUUGAAGAGUCGCAAUAA
Molecule: messenger RNA, 1680 nt
Organism: Lichtheimia ornata
Lineage: Eukaryota; Fungi; Mucoromycota; Mucoromycetes; Mucorales; Lichtheimiaceae
Exons: 2
Coding region: 1-1680 (559 amino acids)
Biological process (GO): SCF-dependent proteasomal ubiquitin-dependent protein catabolic process
Cellular component (GO): SCF ubiquitin ligase complex
Molecular function (GO): protein binding
Source: RefSeq, a predicted model, not a curated record